Messenger RNA from Gadus chalcogrammus (walleye pollock), 1136 nucleotides. It is a transcript of the gene mfap5, whose product is annotated as microfibril associated protein 5. Gene Ontology annotation, cellular component: microfibril. The transcript is spliced from 8 exons. The record is from RefSeq and is a predicted model, not a curated record. Gene Ontology annotation, biological process: embryonic eye morphogenesis. Bases 268 to 657 code for a protein of 129 amino acids. NCBI's taxonomy places the organism in Eukaryota, Metazoa, Chordata, Actinopteri, Gadiformes, Gadidae.
AGACAAUGGGUGUAGGAGGGGGAAGGAAUAAUGAGAAAGGAGAAAAGGAGGGGAAAUAAGAGGAAAACAUUUGUUAAACUAACAAGGGUUCGACACGACUAGAAACUUAAUAGAGGCACACGACCUGUUUAAACGGAUUAACCUCCUCAGCAAAACCUGUUUGGCAUGGGAACAAGACUCCCAGAGACACAGGAGGUCCAGACUGGAAAAUAACCAGUGCAGGACUGGCAUCUCGUAAAAAAGACUCGCCUCUUACAAGCUCUAGGAAUGGGCGGCCUUCCAGUGGUCCUGCUCCUCUGCAGUUUCCACGCGUUCACAGCUGUCGUCCAGGCCCAGCAAACUGAGGCUCCUGGGACAUCUGUCAUCCCCCUCCUGCCACCCAACUGCAGUGAGCAGAAGUAUCCAUGCACCAGGAUGUACUCAGUUCAGCGGCCCAUGAAGAAGUGUGUUGGUUCCAUGUGCUUCUACAGCUUGCCUCGCGUCUAUCUCAUCAACAAAGAGAUCUGCACCAGAAUCCUCUGUGACGACGACGAGUUUCUUCAAGCGGAGCGGUGCCGGGAGCAGGCCGGAUGGCCGAAGCGCCUUCAGAGGUCAACCAAUCAGAAACGCUGUCAGGAUCACCGUGGCAACCUCAAAACCUGGGCAAACAAGCCUUGAUGGGGCCAACAUGGUGGCAUGCACCACAUGCGGGACUGCAGGUCCUUAGAGACACAACCCAGGGGCGUAGUCAUAAAAACAACCCAUAACACUAUAAAUCCACUUCUCAACACCUGAUGGUGUCUUUCUCUCUCUCUCUCUCUCUCCUACACCAUACUAUGUUUAUGUUAGCACAUUAUAAUAAUGAUUCUAGACAAGGAUGAUGUGAUCUGCUGUUUUCUGUUGAUUGAUUACAUAGAAUAACUAGAAUCAGCUAGGUGCUAUAUAGCAACAUCCUUUUAUUCUGAAGGUUGUACAAACCUGUGCUGUGAUUACCUGCUAGGUACUAACUGCAAAUCAAGUUGUGCACCAUUAAAAGUAUAAUCAACCCUAUUGCUGCAACUAUCACUAAAUAGCUGAUGUUCUCCUCCACGGGCUACCACUCCUUCCCAUGCCAUCAACUUUAUUAAAAAAUAACAAAUUAAAGUGUGUGGUCUUUG